Molecule: messenger RNA, 1882 nt
Organism: Penaeus indicus
Lineage: Eukaryota; Metazoa; Arthropoda; Malacostraca; Decapoda; Penaeidae
Product: cullin-4B-like
Exons: 9
Coding region: 707-1684 (325 amino acids)
Biological process (GO): protein ubiquitination; ubiquitin-dependent protein catabolic process; DNA damage response
Cellular component (GO): Cul4-RING E3 ubiquitin ligase complex
Molecular function (GO): ubiquitin protein ligase binding
Source: RefSeq, a predicted model, not a curated record
AAGAAGUAACGGGAAGAAUCGUGCAGAUGACUUGGUUUAAACCUGUUAUAGAGAAAAUAUCUAUCCCGGUAUUCGAGAAAAUAUCUAUCCCGGUAUUCGUAAACUGAAGGGAAGUGUACAGUUAACACGUGGACGAUAAACUCCUGGUACAUAUAAAUAAAUUGACAGUGAAACCUUAAGUAACAGAAAACUCAAAAAACAGGGGAAGCGAUAGCGAAGCAAGUUCACCUUCCAAGCAACACCGGAACCAAGAAGCGGGAGAGAACUUCACGCCAUUCCAGCCGGUAAUGAAUAACAUCAUUGAACCCAGCAUUCAAUAACCUUCUACACAUGCACAUUUUUGCCACUGGGAGAGUUGACAGCGAAGUGAAAUGACAUUCCAUGACAAAUGCUAGUCGGGAAAUGUUUUGUGUUGCAUCAAUUCUGGGUCAUUUUAAAAGUCAUGUAAUGACUAUGCAGAAGAAAUAGACAUUAUUAUCUAUCACAGCAUGGUAUUUGAGCCCAUCAAGUGGUUCAAAUGCCAAAAAAAGUGAUUAGAAAACAAGCAAUUUAGCCCAUAGAUGGAAAUGAAGAAAGAUUGGUGUUUCACUAUGUAAAGAAUGAAGCAACAUCCUCACACAAGAAGAGCACUGCUAUAGAAGACAUUUCCAAAGGCCCAAAUGAUUGUGCUAAUGUGAAACAGGAGAUCAGCCACUCCACAAAAAGGAUGAAGGAUGAGGAGGAAGGUCAUUCUCUAAAAGUGAGCAAAGUUGAAGACAGUGGGGCAUCUGAAAUCUAUAGAUUGGCCAAAAAGCUUCUGAUGACAAAAUCCCCAGACAUGGAAGAUGAUUGGAAAAGGUUGAGCGAAAUGAAGGAGAAAUAUGGGCCUUCUUUUGCGAGAGAAGUAGAAGGUAUCUUUAAGGACACAGUGGAAUCAAAAGAUUUGAUGUACCACUUCAAAAAAAGCAAGGAAGCAGAAAACAUUUCAUUGGAAAUCUACGUAAAUGUGCUAAGACAGGCGUAUUGGCCCAACCACUUGUUAACAGAGCUCCACUUGCCUUCAAGUAUGGUGAUAUCACAGCAACUUUUUGCUGAUUUUUAUAAGAAGAAAUACAACAAGAGAAAACUAGAGUGGGUACCAAGACUUAGCUACUGCCUUUUGAAAGCAGCUUUUCCCAAAGGCAGGAAGGAACUUCUUGUGUCCCUCUUACAAGCACUCGUAUUACUUUUGUUCAAUGAUGCUGAUGAACUCACCUUGGAUGAGAUUAAAAGCAGGACCAAUAUUGGGGAAAAUGAACUGAAGAAUACCUUGCAGUCCUUGGCUUGUGGGAAGGCUAGAAUUCUGCAUCAAGAUCCACGGGGCAGGGAAGUGUGUGAUGGCAGCUCCUUCUCCUUCAACAAAGACUUCAUCUUCAAGAGGCUAUAUCGGAUCAAAAUGAUUCCUCUGAAAAUAACUGAUGAAGAGCAGCAGCAGUUGGAAGAGCCAGCAUCCCAACAGUAUAAACAGCAAGUGGAUGUAACCAUUGUUAAGGUCAUGAAGACAAAACAAGUUAUCAACAAAGAUCUCUUAGUCUCAGCAGUACAGAGCCAGCUGAAGCAUCCUGCUGAGCCAGAAGAUAUACAGAAGAGGAUAGAAGCUCUUAUAGAUCUUAAUUACCUAGAAUAUAGUAAAGAAAAACUCAACAGCUAUAGCUACAUCACAUGAUUUAUGCAGAAUCUCCUCCUCUAUUAUGAUAUUUAUUUAAUGGCUUUGAUGAGUUCCACAAGGGAGGCAAAUAACAUGUUUGUCUAAAAUACAGUAAAAGUGUAUAUUGAUAUACUGUGUACACACAAAUACAUAUGAAUUAUAUAUACCUGUAUAUCUGAUAUAUAUUGUAUAUUUCUUUCAUAAAUUUAUAAAGCU